ACUCAACUCCAGCAGGAAUGAUGGUCCACAGCUCACCGCUUGAAAAAGCCAAAACCUUGACAAGGCAGGUUUUGGGAUCUGAUAACAAUUACACAUCAUUGCCGAGCAAGGACUCCAGUAAUAAUGUUUCGGUUUGCUACCAAGAGGGUGUCUUAACAGCCGACAAAUUUAAGAGCUCAGGCUUAGAGAAACCGCAAUGUCAACAACGUCGCCUGUCAGAUGAAGGCAUCACAUCGAGACGAGGCCGGUGGUCAAGCCCGUCAAGUCCUGUGGUCCGGCAGAGAGACUACUCGUCGUCGUCCAGGUCAAAUCCAAGGGCCCAGAACUCCUCUGGUGUCAACCCUUCAGGGGCACCACCCUACAGCCCUGACAAAAUAAUCAGUCCGAGUUUCAAGCGGAGAACAUUUGCUACAUUGCCCUCUCAAGCCGGUCACCAACCAAGAGAGAACAUGUCUUGUCCUACAACUCCGUCAACUCCCCGUCGAUACUUCUUCCCAUCAACAUCGAACUCUCUUCAUCAGCAUAAAAGGCUGCAACAUUCAGAACAGCCUUUUGCGAGCGAUGAUCAGAAACAUAGAGUUCAAGGUGAAAAUGUCUUUCCCAAGUCAGAGGGGAAGGUAAUAAUGGUUACGGAAACAUGUCAGAGCUCAGGAGAUCUGUUCAACUUACAAAAGCCACCGAGGGAAGAAUACCAUCACCGUCGCAUAAGAAGCACAGACAGCCAGCCGUCCACGGAACACAUUUCUCAUCAAUCUAUUGUGAAAGAACCAAUUUCUAGACAAAACAGUGGUAAGCAUGGAAGAGAAGAUGGGAGGCCACAUGGUCCGAUAUUCCCAGUGUGGAAUGAAAGGCCUAAUUUAAAUUUAGAACGGAUUCAGCUGCCUAUUAAGGAAAAUCCACAAAUGAGCCAAGACCGCGCACAUGUCUCAAAGUCAGUGAAGCACCACCCUGUUGACCAUCCACAAAGAAACACUCAGGUUGCUACUAGAGAGGAGCAAGUGAACACUAACCAAAGCAAGGAAAAUAGAAGCAACAAGCACGCCAACAUUCUACCCCAAAACUUGCACGCCUCCCUGAGAUGCCUCUUCAAAAAAGCAAAGCCGGUCAACAUGUCCACACCCUCUACUCCUGAAAUGAAUAGGAGGGUUAUGCCCACGACGAAGGACAACCAGAGGAUGCCUCCCGGCACCCCUGCCAGGCUAUCGAAUGCAAGGCUCACGUGCAGCCGCUCCUUGGUCGAUCUGACCAGCGCUCAGCCAGGUAACGGCGCUGUGUCACCACCUGCCCCAGCGUCUGGAAGCUCAAGUCCGACCGCUGCACGAGGACAAGUGAUCGAUGUCAACCCAGGCAGCCGGGGCAUGUCGGAAGUGGAGCAGAUGAACAUGGCCAUCAGGUUGUCGUUGCAAGUGCGCAACGAUCCGCUCAGUCCACAGAAUCAAGUUGCGAUGAGAAGUUCAUCGACAACCCAGGACAUUUCCUCCGAGCCGGACUCAACACAGCUCGUCUCGUUUGGGUCCGAGCCCAUCGACGACGGCUUCUACGACAGCGCGCUGCACUCCGAGUGCAUCGUGUGCAUGAGCCGCCCCGCGAACGCCGUCAUCUACACCUGUGGACACCUGUGCAUGUGCCACAGCUGUGCCGUGGGCAUUAAGGCCUCCCAGUCGCCCAAGUGCCCCAUGUGCAGGGCUCACAUCAAGGACGUGAUUCGUGUUUACACGUCGUAGCACUUCGAGCAUGGAGCGUGUCAAUCGCUUGUGGGCACUCAUCUUCGUGUGCCGUGCUGGCCUUUAUACGUGCUCGCUAACAGCACUUGCCCCAACAGUAUGUCAAGGCUAUAAUUUGGGUUUUUGUAUUAAGUUCAAGUUCAUUUAUUAGGUAUUGCCCUGUGAGCCAUUCGGCUCUUGAAUCGGGUGCAACCGCAACAAACAAAAAACAAAAACAUGAACAAGAAAACAUCUUAAAGUGACUAUGUGCAAACAGAAAAUCCAAGAAAAGGCAGCUAAAUAUUGCAGAAAAAUCACCGUGGUUAGCACGCUGCACGACUGAACCUGUCCCCCCGAGUUCGAUUCCUGCUCACGGCCAACACCAGUGACGAUUAUCUGAACCGGUCCUGGGCCUUCCUGAGGUCGACUCAGCCUCAAAUGAGUACCUGGUGCGGUGUGUAAACAACGCCACUGGGGAGACAAAGGCGGCCGGGCGUGGUGGUGGCCGCCCACCCCCUUGGUGUGCCAUUGCAGCUUGCAUAGGUGCUCGCUAAGAGCACUUGGCACAACAGUUUGUUAAGGAGAUAAGGGUGGUCUUUGUAUGUGUAAUCAGUGCUCACGAACAACGAUUGCCUUAACAGUAUAUGAAAGCUGUUCGGUUGUUUAGAAUAUUGGAAAUGGAAGAUCUCAUUUUGAAACCCCAAGGCAUUUUAACUACAGUAAGACUGCAAGCUAGCAAUUAGCCAAUUUAAUAAUACUCGUUAUCAUGAACAAGAAACUUUAGUUUUUAUUUCAAAAAGAGGUUGGCCGUAUACUUGUUUUUUUAAAAGAACACGGUCAUUUAAAAAAAAUAGACAAAAGCCAGCUGCAUAUGUUGGAUAGUUGAACACUCACAUUUGAUAAGCAUGUUGGUAUGUUUUAAACAUACACAGACAAUUACCCCGGGUCUUAUGAAUUCAAACAUUUACUUUAUUCCUUUAUGGACAAGUCACACUCUCUAGCGAAGAAACUAAAGCUUUAUUUUAAAACACACGACACAUGUAGUCCUAAAUAAAAUCAGCGGUCACAUAGUAUGUAAAUUAACGAGGCUUUUACCAGAGAAACCGUAUCCUCUUAAACUAAAAUCAUAACAGCAAAAGAGCUGCAUUAAACUUCAAUGUAAGCACAUUAUAACAUUAACAACAUAACAUUUCCUGAAUUACCUUUUAACUCAGGAUGUAAAAUUAGUAGAUAGUAUUUUAAUCUUCUUAGUAGUCUUAUAAAGUAAUAACAGUACUGUACUUACAAUGCUGUGGUGUCCAAAAAGGGGUUCCAUUUUUACACAAAGAACUUAUCGGGAAGUUUAGGUUUUGAUUUUGAAACAUCAUCUGGGGGAUCUGAUGAAACCUCGUUUUAAUGAUAUGAAGUGUUGGGUCUAAACCAUGUGGCACACGUAGAGUUGAGCAGAAAUUUUUGGGACAAUUAAUGGGCAGAUGCAGUGUGACCAUUUAGAUAUAUCGUACACUCAACUGAAAUAUAAAUGACUUAUGUACAUGAAUUUGAUAUGUGAUCAACAAUAGGUUUUUUUUUCUCGAAAGCUUGUUGUCAUUUGAUUGCAUGGUACGCUGCACCUGCCGAAUUCUGAACCUUUAAGAAAUGCUUGGCACCGUUCUUUUCGGAAGCUAUACAAAUACUGUGUAUGCAACAAUACGUGGAAAGGAAGUUGUACUACUGUAAUUUGUAAGCUUGUUUUGAUGCUGCCAUUAUUUACGAAUGUUUUUACUACAUACCCACUGCGUUGCUGCUAAGUGUUAUUCCAGUGUAAGUGUAAAGUAUUGGAAAAAUAAAGAGCUGGUAUAUUUCUACCCUUGCGCCUGUUUUUAAAACUCCAACAUUGAAAUGUGUUGAGCAACACUAAUACUGUAUAUUCAUUGUACAUGAUUUCUGAGAGGAGAGCGCACCGUUCAAGCCACAUGAGAAAUUAUUUUUUUAAAUGCUUUAAUGACAAAUGGGGUAUCAUAUAAACGUCAAAGUAUUUUGGACAAUUACAUCGGCCGGUUUAUAUUCAAUCUCAAAAUAAACUAAAAAGUAAGUUUAAAUGAAUUGAUAUUGCUUGGUAUUGCAUCUUUAUAAACCAUGGUACAUGGCUUCCUUUAUAGCAGACUUACAAUCCUGAGGUGUCUCCUUCAAUCAUUCUGGUAUGUUUAUAAACUUGAAACGACAUACAGAGAAUUAGAAAGCCAGAGGGAAGGCAUUUCCAACACCCAUUCGAUACAAAUUUAUACACACUCCUAAAUAAUAAUUCAUAAUUAUUGCUCUAUUAAAAAAAAUCUUAUCGGCAUGAGACACUUAAUUGGCAUAGGAAAUGCUUAGCUUACAGUAUUACGCCCCCCAUCCAUGGCAAAGAAUGAAAACCGCGAACAUAGGACCAUUUGGCGUGAAGAGGAACUGAGUUGUGCAAACUGCUGAGUGCACUGUAGGAAGAGAGGCAGUCGCGAACAAAGUGUCAAAGCGAAAACACUCGGAGGUUGCUGCCUAUACAUCAACAGGGGCAGCAGAAGCACGUCCAUCAGAAGAUACUUGGUGGUGGUGUUGGUGUGUGUGUGUGCGCGUUGAUAUCAAUUUAUUAUGUCUGCACGACAGCCGAAAAACAAGAACGUUCAAUUGUGGAAGCCCCAAGAUGUGGUUGACUGGUUCCGACAGAACAAGUUGGAAGACUGUGCCUCUGUAGCCCGGAGGAACCAAAUUGACGGGAAAGCUUUGCUGGAUCUUCAUCCAAGUGUCCUCCAAAUGUUCCCAGAAAGAUCACGCAUGAAGGUGCAAAUUCUCAGUAAAACACUUGGUGAGCAACCAAGAACACCUUGGAACAAAUUUAGCAGUUCAAAAUUGGUGCCAAAUCCUCCAGACAAAGAUUACACAGCACAGCCUCCAGCCCAAACAGGAGAUGGUUGGUCUGAAAAUGAAUUUGACACUGAAGAUGAUGAAGAUGAUGACUAUGAAGAACCUGACGCAGACCCAAAUAUACCUCCGUCUGCUCAGGCUACACGAGUGUCUCUUUGUCCGGAGCCCUCGCAGCCAAGCAGCGAGGAUGACAGCUACGAGGAGCCCGAUGUGGAAGGACCCGAUUACGACGAUCCGUCGAAGCUGGAGGAUGACUACGAGCAGACCCCGUGCGAGAAACAGAAGUAUCCCCCCAUCAUGGCAACAUCCAUCGGUGGCGGCGGCGACGACGAUGACAAAGACUACAUCGAUAAAGACUCCAUAUCGAUUAAUAGCAGCAAAAGCGCCUCCUUGGAACGUCGUAGCAAUGACGGGGAAGAUCAAGAGGACUACGUAGUUCCCGUUGAGAAUGUGCCAAACGAAAGUUGUUUUCUCAAAGGCGAGCCUUCACUGUCAAUGAGGCCAGGAACCAGACCCAAGCCACACGAAAAGCCCACAACCCUAUAUCCAUAUUCGCUGCCACCCAAGCCUGUACCUGAUCGGCUGCCUUCCCUCCACAAGCCGUUCCUCCCUUCCACACCCAAACCUGGUUCAGACAACUCGCAGGCUUUCCUCAAGACCCGUUCCUUGGAAAAAUCUAUCCAACACAACAGCAGCAUCGCAACGAAUCUCAAUCAAACUUUGCCCAAUAGCUUCAAAGUGAGCUCCCCGACUCAUCCAAAACUCUCUUCCGCCAGAGCCCAUCCUCUGCACCUCAACGCGAACAUUCCAGCAACCGUCCCUCGACCCAAACCAACUCCCAACAUGAUCUCUGCACCACACAUGACAGCUACCCACCUGGGGGGCGCUCCCAAGUGCCCCCCAAAGCCAAGCUUCAACGCAGACGCUCCACCGUCGCAAGCCAUCCCAGGCGGGAGUGGCCCUCCCCCUCCCUUCGGACGCAAGGUUAACAAUGGCCACGGGGGCUUUUCGUUACCCAUCCCUGAGAAACCGCUCAAACCGAAGGGUUACCCGACCACAGCGCAUGCCACCAUGCAUGCGCCACCACCCGUCCAGACUGGCCACAGGAGCCAGCAGCGUAAGGUCUCACACGAGGGUUUCGCGCAGCCAGUGUUCCCGCCGCGGCCCCAGCACACGUCUCACCAAGAGGGCGCCUGCAGGGACUCAGAGUCAGACAAUGAUGAUUAUGAGAUCCCCAAUGAAGAAGAGCAGAAGGAGAUUCCACAAAAGAUCAACGAUCACAUGAACAGGUAUCCACACCCAACCCCACCCCCACCAUCCAGGCCUGCCCCCCUCGGGCCCCCACCUGUGGACAGAGUGUCUAAACCAAACGCUGCCGGCCGUUCUCUCAUCAUGAACAAGGAGAUCCUAUCCGAGAUUAGCGCAAUGCCCAGGUCCCCAUUAUUGCCCCAGUCUUCAAGGAAACCGAGUCUGCUUUCAGGGAACCAGGCAGGCCACAAACCACACGUGUCCCCUGGCUCCAUCAAGAGAUCAGAGGAAGACCAAAGAAUGUUUGCAGGUGACACCAGCACCAAACAAAGUUUGGGACACAGCUCCUCAUUCUCAAGCCGUGGAGGAGGAACAGCAGUUGGAGGCCUCUCUCCAUCUCCGUGCUCCAUACCACCCGAAAUAAACAAUUGUGACCGAAAGACUGCAGAAGCCAUGGAUGGGGCGUUCAUGGUGAGGACAAGUUCCAAGGACAAAACAAACCAGCCGUACACGCUCGUCAUUUACUACGAAGAGAAAAUAUUCAACAUUCCCAUUCGAUACUUGGAAAAGUAUAAUAAAUAUGCAUUGGGUACAGAAAAGGCCAAAGAAGAGAAAUUUGACAGCAUUCUGGAUAUCAUUGAACAUUACAAGAAACUGCCACUGCUUCUCAUCGGGGGACAGCAUGGCAUCAAGAAGUCAACACUUCUAAUUCAUCAGGUCAGGAUCUGAAGAUUAUCCAGGAUGCUGAGAAUGUGCUUGCCACACCUUCAUUAUCGACUGGCCUUAUGACCAAAUGCAUCUUAUUCGAUAAAUAAGGACACCACCUGCCUCGCCCAAGCUAUGCAAGUUCGUUUACAUGCAUUACGGAAGGCCAAGUCGAACACCAAUUGCAAUGAAACGAAUGCAAGUCUCGGUCAGAUGCCAUGAAUUUAUCAUGCAUAUACUUACCGCACGUGUGCCCACUCCAUUUCAUAGUAAACUAAACGUUUACUGUUGAUAUUAAGCAUCUGACCAAUUUCAAUCUCUUACUUACUUUUUUACUCACACCGAGGUUUAAAAGUCUUUGCUUUGAGAUUAACCUCUAUAAGAGAUAUAUUGUGCAUUACUACCAAUAAUUUGUACCAUUGCACUGUAUAGCGUUGUAUGUAUAGCUCGAUAAUUAAUGUUUCGUGCGAGUAGUUGGCAUCAUUCUGUCUCCAGCAGACUUAUUCCAGAGCAAAAUGUAUUAAGUUGCUCAAUCUGUGUACAGAGCAUCUGUGCAGAGACGAUAUAUAAGAGUUACAGGAUGGCAAUGGACAUCAAAUAUAUUUAGCUAUUUUCUUCAAACAUUUAUAUUACGGAGUGGACAGCCAGGGAGAUUUUGUGGUAAUGUGAGUUUAAAAGAGUAAUGUUUACGACUAAAACAUCACAGUACAUUCUGUAGUACAUGUGGCUUAAGAGCAAAUUCCCACAAUGUCAGAGAAGUGAAUGUGUACCUCUGAGAGAACAGGGUUUUGCACCCUCAGGCUGAUAAAAAGAAAAUAAGUAUAACGAAAUAAAUCAUAAGCAUAUUUGUUCUGACAUACAUUGUCUAAUGAAUAAUUAUCUUGCACAUAAGCAAUGGUUUAAACCUCGGCAUAGAUUUUUGUAGUUGUGCUGUACAGCUCUCCAAUGUCUUUUGGAUAUAUGAUAAGCAAUUCCGCUUGAUAUCCAAUGCCUCGCUCAUCCACGUGCUCGGAGCUUUUUCAGAAACGUAAGCUGCUUCGUUCAGUUCUUGAAGGAGCUCCCAGUAGGCGGAAUGAAACAUCAUUCAUCACUCCGAAACGACACGCGGUACACGACCCCCCAAAAACACAUCGGAGAGUGAUUCAUUUCCUGCGGGGGCCCGAAUGCCCGACUGUCUGCUAUGAAAGAGCAACAACGUCUUGCUGCUGUGUGGUGGAUUCAAUUUCCAAUAUCUGUAAAUGACGAGAAACCCCAUCACAACGGAAUACAUUGGAUGUUAAAGAGCAUAUAUACACGAGGCUGUGACAUUUGCAAGAGUCGUGGUGUUACCGCAUAAAUCUCAACAUUUUCGUCCAAACUAAUCCACACCGCGUGUUUGCACGACAUUGAAUCGAAUACAAAUCAUGCCAAGUGUGGUUUGAUUUGUGACCUUUCACCAGUCAAUGGAAGUAAACGUAAAUGUCUAAACUUGCAUGCUAACAAUGAGAAACAGGUUGGUUUUCCUUUAGCAUAACAAAUACCGCGUGACAUGUUAAGUAAAGCGCUCUAUUGACAAAUUAGCACUAAGUGAUAACGCUUUGUUUUUUGUCAACUGACACGUUGUAUUCUGGGCAGCCCACAUUAAUCGCUUAACAAAAAAUAAAAUACCAUGUUACCGGUAACUAGCAUUGACCAAACAUCUGAAUGCUGAAAUAUGACCUGCAAACCACUCAGAUGGGAUCACGUACAGCAGCAGCAAGAUCGGCACUAUUCGAACACUUGGCAGGACCCUCCUGAAAAGAGUCUUGAGACUCAGUGAGGCUUUUCUGGGAUAUCCAACAUAAUUUCCAGAUCUGCUAACGUCACUCGUACUUGUCAGUGGUUUCAAAACAACCGUUACUACUCCGAUAUGAUGCAUUACUGCAUGGAUAACAAGAGAUGCGAAGGAAUUGUCAUUUAAGAAAUAUAAAAAUGAACAGUAAUUACAAUGAGUCAGCAGCCUCAUGCCUAAAACUGAGGUGCAAAACGAUCUUUGAUGCUAUUCUUUGGGUCUUUCGGUAAAGUCACGUAGAACAUUUUUUUUU
This is a messenger RNA of Lethenteron reissneri (Far Eastern brook lamprey), 8599 nucleotides long. RefSeq names its product B-cell linker protein-like. The record is from RefSeq and is a predicted model, not a curated record. NCBI's taxonomy places the organism in Eukaryota, Metazoa, Chordata, Hyperoartia, Petromyzontiformes, Petromyzontidae. Gene Ontology annotation, biological process: cell surface receptor protein tyrosine kinase signaling pathway; intracellular signal transduction.